GAUCUGUUCGCAUGAAUGCGAGUUUUUUAAAAACCGAACUGGAGUUUUUGAGGCACGUUAUCUCGACGGAAGGAGUGAAGAUUGACCCCCGCAAAAUUCAGGCGAUUCAGGAAUGGAAGCUGCCGACCAACCUCCGGGAGCUGCAAUCGUUUUUGGGGUUUCCCCUCGAGCCACCCCAGCAACCUUGGCAACAUGUGACAAUGGGUUUUGUCAUCGGCCUGCCGGCCGGACCACGUGGUAAUGACGCGGUUCUUGUCGUCGUCGACCGCCUCACGAAAAUGGCCCACUUCGCGCCAUGUCGCACGAUGAUCACAGCCGAAGAAAUAGCACGUCUUUUCAUCUCGGUCGUCGUUCGCCUGCAUGGUAUCCCUACAGCGAUCAUCAGCGACAGAGACUCGAAAUUCACUCCGCGCUUCUGGCAAGACACGUGGAACCGAUACGGCACCCACCUACAGUUUUCAUCCGCCUAUCACCCGCAAACCAACGGUCAGACAGAACGUACGAAUCAGACCAUGGAACAGUUUAUUCGAACGAAUUGUCCGGAUAUCAGCAAAAGGGAAGAUUCACUACCCAUGCUCGAGCUUCCUACAACAACACACCCUCCGCCACGACCAAUAAUUCGCCCUUCUUCCUGAAUUAUGGGUUGGAUCUGACA
This is a messenger RNA of Closterium sp. NIES-67, 655 nucleotides long. NCBI's taxonomy places the organism in Eukaryota, Viridiplantae, Streptophyta, Zygnematophyceae, Desmidiales, Closteriaceae. The record is from the annotation of a GenBank genome assembly.